Molecule: messenger RNA, 574 nt
Organism: Meleagris gallopavo (turkey)
Lineage: Eukaryota; Metazoa; Chordata; Aves; Galliformes; Phasianidae
Source: RefSeq, a predicted model, not a curated record
CCUGACCCCACUCUCUGACCCUGCAGAACGAGAAGGAGCUGCAGGACGUUGUGAAACAGCAGGAAGUGAAGAUGCUGCAACUCAUUGACAAGAGUGAGGAGGUGAUGAGGCUGCAGGAGGAGGUGACCCAGCUGAAGCGCUCGCUGCAGCGUGCAGAGACCGAGGCCAAGGUGCUGUGGGAGGAGAUGAGAGGACAGGAGGCCAAGGGGGUCUCAGCCCACGUGCAGGAGCGCGUCCUGCUGCGGCAGGAGGUGGAUAAGCUGCGCUUGCUGCUGCUGGAGAAGGAGGAUGAGAAUGUGGUGGUGUCAGGGAAUUACCUGGAGCAGGUGCGAGGGUUGGAGCUGAGGCUCAGCCACGCACAGAAGAUGCUGCGGAACCACGAAGAGCUGCAGGAGAAAGUGAAGGAGGUCCUGCUGUCCCUCCCCGAGGUGCCCCCAGAGCUCAGUGCCCUCCUGCAGCACCUGGGGUUGAAGCCAAACAGCGAGAAAUCUCCAGCUCUGCUGUAACCCACAGUGUGAAACGUUGCCAUUCUUAACACCGUCGUUAUUUAUUGAAUAAACUUUGUUGACAUUCA